Molecule: messenger RNA, 3939 nt
Organism: Patella vulgata (common limpet)
Lineage: Eukaryota; Metazoa; Mollusca; Gastropoda; Patellidae
Product: transmembrane and coiled-coil domains protein 1
Exons: 15
Coding region: 62-2020 (652 amino acids)
Cellular component (GO): endomembrane system
Source: RefSeq, a predicted model, not a curated record
UGGAGUAAAUUCUUUGUUAUUAUAAUAAGAGCUUGUGUGGUCAAAUACGUAAGUGACGAGUAUGGUAAAAAUGAAAGUGAAAAAUUCUUUGGAUGGGCUUGAUGCCUGGUAUGAUGAAAAGGUUAGAAGGAACAGUACUCCUGAUUGUCUAUUAAGGAAUCGUUCAACAAAUAGCAGAUUAUCUUCCCCAGGUCAAGGGCAUGGGGAAGAAGGAUCAGCUGGUACAACUGGUUAUUCUCACAGUGCUGUAGAUUUAUCUGAUCCCAGGACACCAACACCAUCAACCAGCACGGAUCAACCUCUAUUUUUACAAGUACCAGAUCCUUAUUAUUAUAAUCAUGUAGUACAACGAAGAAGACAAUCUUUCGACGUUUCUGCCGAUAGUAUACGGUCAGCUAGAGGAGUGUUAGCAGUAAAAGUUAAUACUCCUACCAUUAUCAUGGAGAAAUGGAUAGCGGGCAGACGGGCUAGUUUACCAGUCGUCAGGAAGAAAUCUGACAGUAGUAAAAUUCCGUCUUUGAAACCGUUUCGUAAUAAAGCAGCAAAAAGCCCUAAUUUACCAAAAAAACCAACAUCAUCUUUGGAUAAUGUUAAAAUACGAACUGGAUCUGGAACAUUGCAUCCACCAGAUGACGGACCCCAGUCGGCAUACAGCACAGAAGAUUUAGAUACUGUAUGCUCACAUUGUUCUGAUUCAAAGGUUGAUGGGAUGACUCGUGAAAAUGGAACGAGUCUGGAGGCGGCCAUUGAUGAUGUUGAUGACUGUCAUACCACGGACGCGGAUAAAACGAAGGCUGCCAUUGGCUACAUUCAGUCCAAAAUCAAUAAAACUAAGGACAUGAUCAAACAGGAACAGUCAGUGAAAGAAUCUAAUGUGAAUGAAUAUUUACGAUUAGCCACAAGUGCUGACAAACAGCAGGCUCAAAGAAUUAAAACAGUUUUUGAAAAACGAAACCAAAAAUCAGCACAAAGCAUCAUCCAGAUGCAGAAAAAAUUAGAAAAUCUUCAGAAGAAACAGGAUGACAUUGAGCAACAUGGUGUCACCAGCCACAAACAGGCCAAGGAAAUGUUACGCGAUGUCGGACAAGGUCUCAAGGGUGUAGUUGACAGUGUGAAGGGAGCUAAAGAGUCUAUUGUGGCUAAACCUAAAGAAUUUGCACAUUUGAUAAAAAAUAAAUUUGGUAGUGAAGGAAAUAUUAAUCAAAUCAAAAUGGAAGAUAAUGGUGAAAACAAAGACCAGAAUAAAAGUGGUGGAACACUACCUGCCAGUUUUAAGUAUGAGGAUAACGAAGAUGAUAAUUCUAGUAUAACUUCCGGGUCUGGUUUUGGGGCUCAAAGUAGCCCUCAUUCCACAUCCCAAAAUAUCACACAAACCUCUCCAUUAGCCCAAACCCUAAUAGAACCUAUACUACAUGAUAUCUCUGAUGUUAGAGAAGAGGGGAAAAAAAUACAGGAUACUAUUCAACGAAUUAUAGAAGAUUUCGAGGCUUAUAGAAAUUCAGCUCAGGCCGAUAUAUCAAUGUUACGUCAUUUGUUAGAUGAAGAAAAAUACAAAAUAGAAAGAAUGGAAGACCAGAUGAAUGAUUUAACAGAAUUACACCAGAAUGAAAUAACUAAUUUAAAACAGGAUAUAACUAGUAUGGAAGAAAAAAUAGAAUACCGGUUGGAAGAAAGAACCAGUGAUUUGAGUGAUCUAGUUGACAAUUGCCAAACAAGAAUUCAGCGUAUGGAACAGCAGCAACAGCAACAACAAAUAUUAUCCAUGGAAAUGGUGGAGAAUGUAACAUUUCGAACUAUUUUAACCAAAUUAAUAAAUGUAGUUUUAGCAUUAGUAGCUGUUAUAUUAGUCUUUGUGUCAACAGCUGCUAACUUAUUAUCUCCCUUUCUUACAACCAGGUUGAGAAUAAUAUCCACCAUUGUGAUAAUAUUUGCUCUAACGCUAAUUGGCCAAAACUACGACUCAAUUGGAGUAUUGCCAGGUUAUAUCUGGGACAAACUGAAAAAUAUAUUACCAUGGUGAUAGUCAAAUGAAAAUUUUUCCUAAAGGUGACAAUAUAUUUUUAAUGAAAUUGGAAGUGUCCAGUAUGGAUGGAACAGCAAUUUUUUACAGAGAGAUAAUAAUUUUAUAACUGAAAUUAUCGGGACGUGUAAUAAAUGUCAAGUCAGAAACGAAGAUGUCAAUUUCUUGUGUCUGGAUUGGAUAAAAAUCUAUACAACUUUGUGAUGUUUUGACCUGAAGCUGAAAAUAGAAGGCAUAUGAUUGGAUAAUAUUUUUUUAAUUGUCAUUAUGAUUGGACGAUCAUUUCUUCAAUCAUAAUUAGGAUUGUGAUAUGUUUUCCUGUGUGUAUUUUCCCUUUUUCUUUUUCGGAAUUUGGAACAAGAGGCAAUAUAUAUGUGUGUAUAUAUAUUAUGUACAGAUUCAAGUAUUUUUAGACUUAAUGACAUGUUAACAUGUUGGAUUUUCGAGGAAAAGAGUCACUAUUCUGGAAGUGAAAUAAACAUAUACACAGUGUGUUCUAUUUUUGUGUUUGUAUGACAAAGGUCAAGAAUUGGGUAUUAGCUGGCCUAAGCAACCUUUUUAUGCACACAAAAUCACUACAUCGAUAAAACAUGAAAUUCAGCAAGUGAUAUUGAAUUUUGUGUAUCAUUCAAAGUCAAGAUCACUUGCGCUGUUGGAGUUUUAACAAUAGUGCAUGAAAAUGCUGCUGUUUGGGCAAAAUUGUCUCUCUCAUAUUGCGCACAUAACCAUAGAAAUAAAAAUUAACUGUAUGCUUUGUAUGUGACCGUAACUAUCUGCUUGUGUUCACGUCAGUGCAGAAAUGGUUUGAAUUGGGGCACAUGAUAAUGCCAUAUAUGGUUAUAAGAAUCACAUGACAAUGCCUUAUAAGGUUAUGCCUUAUAAGGUUGUAAGAAUUAGAUGACAUGUUAAUAUGUAUGUAUGUAUAUAGAGCUUUGUUAAAUUAUACAAACUUUAUUUCUGUGUGUGAAAUAUACCUGUAUAUAGAAAUAAUUAUAAAGCCAUAUCACUAAACUAGUUUGAUAUAAAUACCAUACACAUUUCUACAUUCUAACAAAAGGCAAAAUAGGUAAUUUAUAAUCAUGUUGUCCUCCUGCAAUGUCAUUUUCAAACAGAUCUGUCCUAAUGAUUGUAAAUAUGAUGUAACUUUCAAAUUAUGAUACAGUAACAUGUAUAUUAAAGCUAGAUGGGCAACUAAGAUAUGACAAAGAAAAUAUGCCAUAGAGUUCACUUUCAGUCAUAAAGUUUGGCAAAUAUUUUAUUUACUAAAGUAUAGUUUUCAUUGUUAACGUUAAUUUGCCCAAGUAAAUGUGCUUAGAUGGCAACACAGGUCUUCCAUUGGAUAUUGUUUCGAACAUAUACAUGUAUAUGGUUUGUUUCUGACCUGUUGUAAAAUUGACUGGCAAAUUAAAAAGUCAAUCAAUUUACAUGCCUUAAAUUUAGGUAUUUCAACUUUAAAACCUUUAAGUUUUAACUUUAAAUCACAAUAAAUUCAGCUAAUGUUAAAAUUUUGUACACCCACACUACCGGUACAUGUUUUGUUUAUGUUAGAGGCUAGCACUAGUAAGAACUAAAAGCUUAUCAAAUCUUAAUUAUUUUAGACAAUUUUUUCAUGGGUUGCUUAUUUUGUUCAGUUUAUAGUACAAAUAAUUAAACAUUUGACGGCUUUUAUGGACCCCUCAGUCAACAUAGAUGCUCUGGCCGUAUGGUUCAUUGCCUGGCAACCUAUUUUUUUAUAAAUUAAGAAAAUGCUUAAUAUUGUCACAUCGGGGUGUCUGAUAUGACAAUCCCAUAUAUGGUCUGACCAUAUAUAGGCGAUUCCACAGGACAUUUAUUUCAAAGCUUUAAUUAUCCAUUUAAUUUUAUUAUUAUCUUUUAGAAUAUUGUCUUCAUGUUCAAUCUGAUUAAAUUCUGAAAUCAAA